AACAGUGCUAGCCUAGGAGACAACAGCUGCGGCCAGAGGUCAGCGUACGGCCGAGUAGCUCUCCUAUUCUUCCCUGGCUAUGCAGGGGCAGUUGGGCAAAGUUCAGGCCGGCAUGGGAAACAGUCGUGGUCCUGAUGUCCCAUCAGCUUUAGGUUGUCUCUUGCGUGGAUUUGUUGCUUUGUUUCUCUGGACUGAUCUCAUCUGCCGAAACUAAAAUCAUUUGAGGGGUUAUGGGAACACACAACCUUGCCUCUUGAUAGCAUUGUAGCAGGCACUGGCUUUGCUUGGAGGCAAAAGGACAAGCCACGUUCCAUCCAUGCCUUGCGUAUCUGUGCAGUCCAGUCAUACACAACCUGAUUUUUGACAUGGCUGUAAGGUGAUACGUCAAGCCUGGCCCUGUCUUGCCCUGACAAGACCAGACUUCCUCACUGUGUAUCGAGGGAAAGCUGUUGCACUUAACAUGGUGCUUGGUAAGGGGUGGGGUAGAGAGGGUAAAGAAAAAUCUUGGCAGCCUAAGACAAGUCCUGAGAAACAUGUGCCAAUGGUAAACGUACACCACUGUCCUAAAAACUAUGGCUGGCUGAAAAACAGCCAGCAAAAUUGGCGAGAAUGAAGCUGAAUGAAUAUUAAGGAGUUCUUUCCACCACUAGUCCUGCUUGAAGUAGACCAUUCAAAUUUAUGGGCCUGACUUAGUCCCAUUAAUUUCAGUAGGACUUGGUCAGAUACAAACCUAUGUUCACGGGUGGCUUAUUAUUAGUAGGGGACUCCGAACACUUGAAUGUGUAAAAGGUCAAAUUUUCCUCGCAUUCAUGUGGGAGGCCAGUUUCGAAACAGUAAAAAAACCGUGCAGUGUAGGGUAUGUAUAGUGCAUGGUCAACAUGCCUGCUUAAGUUGAUUAUUCACCUAGAAAAGAAGACUGAACAGCUGGCUCUCUCCUGAAGUUACUCUGAUUCGAUUUGAAAUAACAUCUUGCUACCUGUUUAAAAAAAAAAUAUGUUGCACUGAACUUUUGUUUGUACAUUGAUUGAUGAUCUUUUUGGUUUGGACAAGGGAGGACUGGCAAGCUAGGAUCAUUAUUCUGUGCUUUAUGCACCUACCUUUCUGGCCUUUUAGCGGGAGCUAUUUUAUUAGCAUUUCUGGAUGUUGACCUGUCCUAGCUCUUGGGGGGUGGGAGCAAUCUGCCAUGCCACCCUUUCGCCCUUCACGUGCUGCUAAUACUACCUCAAGCACUCCAAGGAAAAUGAUUAUACCAACUACCUGCUUGCUUCCUUAGUAAAUGACCCUAGUACCUUUUUUAAUAUUACUCUCUUCCUACCCCAUUGCCAGUUAACCACAGAUUACGCAAGCAGGGCCUUGAAAAGGGGGUGUGUGUACUAGGCUAAGAAAAAGUACCGUGAAGAGAAACUCUUCUCUCUCCGCCCCCCCCCCCAUUUCCUGCUUUGUUCACCUUUUCUCUUCCAUUGGCCAUUUUAUAGGUCUCUUGUAGCUGAUGCGGCACGAUGACCUCAUCAGGCUUGCUCCUUUUAACCCAUGUCUUAUCUGCUGUAAGCGGAGAUCAUGUGAUUGUGUUCUCUUGGCUGUAGAUGUUUUCCAUUUCUCUGCAUGAAGUCCAAUCUGGGCCUUGAUAUAUAGAAACAGACGAAAAUCUUUUAGCAAAGUGCAAGAAGUUCAGCGUGUGUGUGAUUUUAAUUGCACAGUAUGUUAGCAUUCAUUUUGUUAUUGUUUUGAUGAGAUGUGGUGCAUAAAGUGCUAGCAUGGGAUUAUUUCAUUAACCCAGCUGCAGUUGGAUAAAGAUAAGCCUUGUGACCAGAAGAGCUGUGGGAAGGUAUGGCUUACGACUUAUUUCUGUUAAAUGCUGACCUGAUCUCCUGCUAGCUUAACACAGUGUUCAGCCUCUGAAGGACAUGAGGAUCUUUUUAUCUUUAAACUUUGCAUUCAGACUGAGCGGUGGGUCUCAUUGAAUAAGAGAAGUUAAGUCACACAUGUUUUCUGUAGCUCAGAACUGUCCAGUGCAAAAGGGAGUGAUGUGUGGCUUUGCACUUACAUCUGACAUCCAGUUGUAGCUGGUCAACUUGAUGGUAGCACAUUGACAACUUUCAAUGUUAAAAAGUCAUGUUUUCAAAACUUGUAGCCUCCACAUGGCUGGCACCAACCCCUUACAGUGCUUUUAGAUGUGCUAUAUUAAGCCAGUAUUGCAUCGCGUAUUAAUAGCUGCCUCCCAGUUUAGAGCAGGUAGCAUUCAUAUAUGUAUAAACUAACACUUUUAAGUCCCAGACAGUUGAUAGAUCAGCAUUUUUAUUCUUCCCCGAUACAGGCUCCCUGUAUUAGAAUUCCAUUAUGUUCAGACUUUGCCAGAGAGGUUUUGCCACUGAUAAGAUUAGGCUGUGCUAUAGGAAAGCAUCCUCUUCACUCUGGAAAAAGAAGCUAAUGGUUCUAAAGCAGAACUCAAAACAGUUUGUUGCCUCAGAAAAUCCUUGCCAUUCUGCAACAAGCUGGUAGGAAUAGCAAGACAGCAAUUAAGAAUUAGUGGCACCUGAGCUCAGAGUGUAAGGACAUUUUCCUCAUACCAGGCUAACAUCCUAAACUGGGAGCUUUUUGUCGCUUUCUGUAAGGCUUGACUCUCAGCCAGCCUGGCACCUGUUGUCAUCCUAUCACUCUUACUUUUUAAUACUUGGCUUGAUUCACCUUCAAUGCUGACUUUGUUUUGGUUUUUCGCUUACAUUUAGUAUUACCUGCCACAGUUUUCUAUAUGAAAGAGAUCCAAAACUGUCUUCGCACAACUUCUGAUACUGAACAAACCGAGCUCUCAAGUUACACCAAAUCUCCUGGCAAAUAGAAGUCUCUAUAACUCAAAAGCUUGCAUACAUAUACACCAAAAGAGGCUGUUCAAUAGGAGAGAGUUCCUCUAAUCCAGAGAUGGGGAAAACCUUUGGCCUUGCAGAUGUUGCUGCUCACACCAUCCCUGACCAUUGGCUGAGACUGAUGGGAGCUGGGAGUCCAAUAGCUUCUGGAUGGCCAAAAGUUCCCCAUCCCUGCUCUAAUCAAGUUUUAUACUUGCUCUCUCUAUAGCACUCCUUCCUCUGCAGCAGCGACCAGUUUUCUGUUGACAACCUAAAUUUUUAUGUCAGCUGUGUGCCAUGUGACUUCUUCAGGAACUGGAGAGUUCUCUUAUUAUUGCACUGUCUCAAUUCACUCAAAACUUGUUUUUGUUUCAAAAAAUCAGAUUUCUCAAUAGCUUUUUCUAGGAAAGUUCUUAUGUGUGCUCACUCAAGUCUGGACUGUUCCAAGUUUUCAGGUAGUAGCUUCUGCUAUGGGAGCUUUUUUAUUAUUAUGCAGAGUGCUACAUUAUCAUGGCUGCCUUUGCUCUGUCCCUCACUGAGGUAUGGGUGGGGGGGAAGCAAUCUCAAGAAACUGCCAACACUUUUCCGGCAUUAGGAGGGGAAGGGGCAAAGGAAAGAGCCCUUGCAGUUUCCCUUUCCUGAAAUUGUUUAUUUGAAAUAAAUUGUGAAUUUCUAAUUUUAAAUGUGCGUAGUGUCUUUUUUUUUCCUCCCUCCCUUACUGAUACACCAUUUCCCAUUAUACAGUGAGAAAGGGGAUGAGGAAGCGGAAUGUUGAGAGUUUUAAUAUAAACUGGGAGCUGCUUGAACAGUACCACCGAUUUCCAGCAACCUAUUAAAAUAGGUUCAGCCUUUCAGACUCAAAACAAGUCAGUCCCCCAAUCCAGUUUUUUGUUCUCUCCAAAACAUUGCUUUGUGUUCAACUUCCUCGUUUAUUUAUGCAAAGCAUUUAUAGCCUGCUUGCUAACUUAAAAAGGUUUGUAGAGUGGCUUACAUGUCAAAAUAGCAAGUCUGAAGGCAGGGAAUGUGCUAUGUAAAAAAGACACUGGUACAAAAGGAAAAGAGGAUGGGGAGGGAAGUUCUUUACCAGCUGUCAUGUUCUCAUUUGUUUUUUUUUAAAAAAAAGCCUGUGAAGUUGUAUCUCCUUCAAGAUGUACAAGUUUUUGAGGAAUUAAUAUGGGCAAAGGUGUUGCCCUUCCUCUUUGAAACAAAACCCGAAUUUGUGCUCUUGGAUCUACUUCAUAAUCCUGAAGUAAAUCUCAAAGGUAGAGGAUUAUACAAAAGCUACCAGCAGCUCUCAGGCACUGGUUGCAUAAGGUGUGAGGAGGAUAUCGAAUGUUGGUUUUACAUACUCAAUAUGGGCUUUACAUGCUGUUCAACUGGCUUUCAUUACUGAAAUUGAGAGCAGCUGUUCUAUAUUCUAUUUUAUACAUAUAAUUGAAAGGCAGGAGGAGCUUUUACCUAGAUGGUUCUUGACCUACGAGGACGAUUCAUUACGUUGCCGCUGAAAAAGGCACUCUGUACAUGUCUAGGAACAUUUGAGUUCCAAAAAAAGAAAGAAAAAAACUCGGGCUUUAUGUCAGGUGUUUUUUUAAUUUAAAAAAGUAUUAGUAGAACUAGCUAAUUCACUUCGCUUAAAAUAUGCCUUCACACCAGCUACUGCUCUGUCAACAAAACAACUACGGUACGUCAGGAAAGCGGUGGACGUUCUGCCCUUAUCAAAAAUGGCUGCAGUUUCAUAUUCAUCCGCAAGGGGGGGAGCCGAUGCCCUUUCUCAAAAUGGCUUCCCAUCACACUGCUAGGGGAGGAGAGGCAAAGUUGCCAGGACCUAAAAUGACCGGCUUCUACCGUGGGCAGAGCCAAAACACUUUUUAAAAAAAUCCCUACAGUACAGGCCAGCACCCUCUAGGACUUCGUCCUGGCCAGCGCCGUACAGUCGCCUUCCCUCCACUCUCCUCCCCCCCCCCCCGGCCAAACUAACGGGCCCGGCCGUGCGCUCUUCCUUCGUGCGUGAUGACGUGAGGGGAGCCCUCUCGGAGAAGCCCCUGCCCGGCCGCCGCCGCUAUUCGCGGGGUGGUUGCCGUGGUAACGGUGCCCAGCUCCAAGGCCGGAGCGGGCCGGGCCUAGCCAUGGCUGCUGCGGCGGGGGCAGCUGUGGCUGCGGCGGCGACGGCGACGCCGGACGAAGACCCCCGCCCGCUGCCGGGGCCUUCCUUUGGGCGGAGGGCCGUGUGCUCCCGACCCUACUUCGUGGUGCUGAUGGUGUUCGCGCACCUCUACGUGCUCAACGUGCUGGGCUUGCUGCUCUUCGUGCACAUCAGCUCCGACGACGGGGAGACGGAGCCGGGCAAGGAGAGACCCCCGGACCCCGCACAGGACCCGCCCGCGCCGCCCUUCUCCUCCCGCUCCCCGGGAGGCUCUCGCCCUCACAGCCUGCCUCGCCUCGAGGGCAUCAAGGUGGGCCAUAAACAGAAGGUGGAGCUGAUUCCUAACAAAAUCCAUCUCAUGAAAACUCUCAGCUUGAAACCACUCCUUUUUGAAAUUCCAGACUUCCUGAGUGAGGAUGAAUGCAAGUUAAUUAUCCACUUGGCUCAGCUGAAAGGGCUGCAGAAGAGUCAGAUUCUGCCCACAGAAGACUAUGAGGAAGCAAUCGAAAUGAUAGAUAUCAGCCAGAUGGAUAUAUUUAAUCUACUGGACCACAACCAGGAUGGACAACUGCAGCUCAAGGAGGUACUGACACACACUCGCCUAGGAAACGGCAGGUGGAUGACGCCUGAGAGUAUCCGGGAGAUGUACUCUGCCGUGAAAGCAGACCCAGAUGGCAAUGGUGUGCUGAGUUUGGAGGAGUUUAAGCAGCUGAACAUUCGGGAUUUCCACAAGUAUAUGGGCAGCCAAAAGGUGAAGAUGAGUGACCUGGUGCGGAACAGCCAGCACACAUGGCUGUAUCAAGGGGAGGGAGCCCACCACGUCAUGCGCUCCAUACAGCAAAGGGUGAUUCACUUAACCCGUCUGCCCUCUGAGAUUGUGGAACACAGUGAACCCCUGCAGGUAGUGCGAUACGACCAAGGCGGGCACUACCAUGCUCACAUGGACAGUGGACCAGUCUUCCCUGAGACUGCCUGCAGUCACACCAAACUGAUUGCCAAUGAAACUGCUCCAUUCGAGACCUCAUGCCGCUACGUGACAGUUCUGUUCUACCUAAAUAACGUGACCGGAGGAGGAGAGACCACUUUUCCGAUAGCUGACAAUAGGACCUAUGAAGAGAUGUCUCUCAUCCAGAAUGAUAUUGACCUACGCGACACUCGUAAACACUGUGAUAAGGGAAACCUACGUGUGAAACCCCUUCAAGGAACUGCUGUUUUCUGGUACAAUUACCUGUCAGAUGGAGAAGGCUGGGUUGGCGACCUAGAUGAAUAUUCUUUGCACGGAGGCUGCUUGGUCACUGAAGGAACCAAGUGGAUUGCCAACAACUGGAUCAACGUUGAUCCCAACAAGAGGCGGCAGCUCCAGUUCCAAGAGGAGAUGGCUCGAUAUACAAACAGUGCGGACGAAGACCAAAGCGAAUGGACUGUGGACAAAUCCUACAGCAACGUACAUGUGGAGCUGUAGUGCUUGGAGAUGCCUUUUCGUGGACUUGGAAGAAACUUUUUUUGCACUAGCCAUUUUCAGCCCUCUAAUCUCCCACUUUCCCCCCAUCCCCGCAUAUCUCAGCAGAGAUUGCUAGCUGCGCUCCAGCCUAGACUGGAGAAAACAAGAGACUGGAUAGGGAGGUAUGGUCUGGAAUGCACUGCGAAAGAGAACUGGCGAGGCAGGAGAAAUUACCGUGGCUUGGUUGUUAGGGUGCAGUUCUCACUUGCAUCUUUUUUUAAAUGCCUAGCUUUGGUUCUAGGUCUCUGAGCGAGCCUUCCCCAUGGCAUGCGCAGUCAGUUAGCCUCCAGGUUUGUUGCUCUUCUUCAUCCUGAGCCAUUUCCCCCCCGCUGGAAUGCAGUUCUUCUCCUUGAGCUGGGUUUGCAGUCUGUUCCUGGCACCUGCCCACCUGCUGUCACAAGAUCUCCCCGUAAAGCAGCAAACCUGAUCUCAGAAAGUGUCUCUAGGUGGUUCUCUAUGGGGCAAAGCUGUCGCUCCUCACAGAGUGUUUGUUGUGGGGGAGGAAGAGAAAUGAGAUUGUUAGCCGCUUUGAGACUCCUUCGGGUAGUGAUAAAGCGGAAUAUCAAAUCCAAACUCUUCUUCUUCUCACAGGCACAGGUUGUCAUCUUAAGUUCAUAAUAAUAGGUAAACUUUCUGUAAGGGGGUCUUGAGCAGCUGUAUGUUAAGGAAGAUGCAGGGGUUGAAGGUGUUGGAGUUAUUCCGGAUGAUUUCUAAUGCUCAUCAUGGAUAAUUUUUCUCAGGGUCAGACUUGGUUCUGAAUAAGGACAUGGUUCUGAAAUAUUUAUUGUGUUGAUUAUCGGGGGGGGGGGGGAAGUGUUCCAAGUGUGCAAUAGCAGCUGGUGUGCUGUAUUUGUUGAGAUUUUCAUUUCAGUAACUUGAUUUGUGUGCUCAGUUGGGUUUUCCCCCUCUGUGAGUCUGUUUGGAAGGGGUUCUCUCCCACCCCCAGACAUGGUCCACUCCAUUUAGUGUCUGGUUUGGGCCAACAGCAUACUCACAUCAUGUUCCUUCUUGCAGAUGGAUAUAUACAAUCAUGAACGUUAGAAGAUUCCUGUUGGAUCAAACUAAAGGUCCCUGUAUACCAGCAGUCUGUUUUCCACAGUCACCAAUCAGAUUCCUCUGAAAAGCAGGACACGAAACUGAUCAGGACAUGAAACUGAUAGUCCUUUUCCAUUGUUGCUGCUCAAGAGACAGUAGGGACACGGGUGGCGCUGUGGUCUAAACCACUGAGCCUCUUGGGCUUGCCAAUCAGAAGGUCAGCAGUUCAAAUCCCUGUAGCGGGGUGAGCUCUUUGCUUCGGGUAGUGAUAAAGCGGGCUAUCAAAUCCAAACUCUUCUGUCCCAGCUCCUGCCAACCUAGCAGUUCAAAAGCAUGCCAAGAAGUGCAAGUAGAUAAAUAGAUACUGCUGUGGGGGGAGGGUAAUCCGUGUGCUCUGGUUUCCGUCACGGUGUUCCAUUGUGCCAGAAGCAGUUUAGUCCUGCUGGCCACAUGAUCCGGAAAGCUGUCUGCAGACAAACGCCAGCUCCCUCGUCCUGAAAGCGAGAUGAGCGCCGCAACCCCAUAGUCGCCUUUGAUUGGACUUAACCGUCCAAGGUUCUUUCACCUUUACCUGUUUUCUCAAGAGACACAUGGCAUCUGAACACGGAGAGUGGGAUUCAACUAAUGAGUCCCAUCAAGGGAAGCCCUGUGCAAGGGCUGCCGCUUUGCACCCUCUGAAAUUAGUUCCUGGGGAAUUGGGAGAACCCCUGGAACAGCAUGCAGAGGGAGAAAAGGGGGGGAUUAUUUCACGAGGCAACCCAAAAUGCUUGUCUUGAUGGAGUAAUCACCUAAUUGCAAUGUUGAAUUCCUCCCUUAGCUUUCAUAUAGCCAUCAUGAGUAGUUGUUGAUUGCCUUAUCCUUCAUGAAUUUGUCUAAUCCCUUUAUAAAACUAUUUAAACCAGUGGCCAUCAUCUUGAAUGCCAUAAAUGUAUUAUUCAUUGUGUCCAGAAGUACUUCCCUUCAGUUUGUCCAGAAUCUCUUCUGCGCCAUGCAUAAUUUUACAAACCUCUUUCAUGUUUCCCCUUACUCAAUUCCCUGCUCCCCAAACUAAAAAAACCCAAGCAACAGAGUCCUUUUCUUAUAGGAAAGGUUUUGCAGCCCUUUUCUGCACCUGUUCCAACUCUACAAUAUCUUUUUUGAGAUGAGGCUAAUCAGAGAGGCUUUCCCCCUGUAAUUGAACUUGAAGCUUGAGCCAGAGUUGGCCCUUUUCCCUUUUGUGUUGGCCUGAGGAUAUAUUUCUUUCGAAUAGGUGUCUGUAACAAAAAGGAAGUGGUGUUGGAAAAGGAGAUGAAGUGGAAAGAUAAAGUGGAACUUCAGUAAGAUACAGAGAAGAUUCCUGUAGCAUUCAGUGAGACCACAGGAAGCUUGCGACUGUAGAGAAACACUUUCAUCGCUGUUAGGAAAGCUGGGAUUAAUUGUGUGGUGUUUUUAAUAUAUAAUUGAAAGAUAAUUUACAGUUACAAAAUCCCUGACUGUUUGACAUCUACACAUAGGGCAAAAUGCAGGGUUUGGCUGUAGCCAUCACUGUAGAGAACUGAGAUCUUUUUGCUUUGGCCUUGCAGCUCAUAGCUUGUAAUAAGUUGUAUCCAUUAGGAAAGCUCUCUGCAUUUAACCCAAAAUAUAUGCAUCUAUCUGCCAUGUAGCUCUCAAUGUUGGUGUUGGAAAUCCUAGACCGGCUGCUCAAUCCUGAUGAGCAAAUAUAUAAUUGUCCCGUACCCCCGCCCGCACAGAUACUUUUUAUUUUGACAUGAUUGUUUCCUCCUGAUGCCUUGAGGUUUCUGAAGUAGACCAAGCUGCCUUUAAGGUGGCAGUCUUGCAGCUAGUUGUCUAGCUGGGUGCCUCCAUUGCUGUCCAAAGGAUGCUAAGUUGUAUGGCAUUUUCCUUGCUUUGAUAAGUCGCCAUUCCUACACGGUAGGUCUCCCUGAAGACAGAGACUGAUGUUAUUGUAGAAUGUUGAUUGUUGUAUAUAUUGAAUCAGUUUAUGUCGGCAGCAAGUCAAUUUCCAUUCCAAGGAAUGAGGUCAUCCCAUGCAUCCCUUUUUAUUGGAGUCCUUGUCAGUUGCCUUAGUUAGAGACCUGUGCAACAUGUGACCUUCUAAGCCAAACACAACCCACCAACCUGGCAGGUGCUUAACAGCUUCCCCGCUCUGCCACCCCAUCCAUUCUUGUAAUCCCAGGCAUGUCCUGGUGGCUUAUAGUCAGCUUGGUGAGUCACAAGUUGUGUAGAUCAGCCUUAGUAGUGCGCUUUAUAAUGCAGAAAGGUUAAGGCUUGUGACCACUACAUGGCCCUGGCCAGAUUUUAAAAAAUGUCAUCUCGGUCCUCCACAAUAUCCUGGUAAGUUUUAUUGAUUUUGGUGCAGGUUAUUUUAAUGAAAUAUGCCUAAGGUUGCGACUUUACUGCAGUCCCGCUGCAAGGUUUUGUAGGGCGGGGAGAGUGAAGUAGGUGUUCUUCUGAUAGGAUACAACAAGGAUUCAGUAUCCCUUGAAGCGUCUUGCUUUCCCUGGUAUGACUUUGGAAAUUUAACCACUUAGCAGAUAGUUCGCAAGCCAAUUUAAAGUUCUUAGAGGUCCCCUUUAGGAACUGUUUAAUAAGAAGAAUCUAGACUCAGCUCAAAGGUCCUGUCUCAUUUAGUACUUAUGAAAUGCCAAAAGGCUGGACAUGAAAUAGACCUCCUAUUUUGCUGUUCAUUCCAAACUAGGACUUUGCAAUUUUGUUUUGAGUGUGUUUGUGUGUGUGUGCUAGAGAGGCUAUUCACCUCUAACUUGAGAUAUUUAUACUUUACUAGCAGAGACUUAAAGUGUAGAAGAAUGUAGGGCUUUGAUUCAGGUUUAAGAAGCCAUGAAUUGGAUAAGGAUCUGAUGCCACCUUUUUCCAGUUUGCAAUCUACAAAACCAAAAACCCCUGGGCCACGAAUGGGGAAGUGCUGCAAGCAGUUGCAUGCUCUGUGGAUUGUGCAGAAUCCCACACCCAGGACCGCAUGGCUGUUUGCCUGGGCUCAGCUACCUGUACUGGAGUGGGGGGAGGGUGGUGUUAGCAGAGUGGUUUGCUUUGUGAAUCAUGUCCUUAAUGACAUGCGUAUCCAAGCCCAUAGCUGAACCCUUUGCUAACCUUAGCUAAUUUAAGUGACUUCAUGUUGCCGGUUGCAUUGAUAGGUAACUGGUCGGCGUUGGAUUUGGAAUUUCUGCGUGUUCCCUACACUUGUGUGUUUUGCAAAAAGUUGGGUUUUUCCCCUUAUUAUUUAAUAUUUAUUUUAUUUAUUGUUUCCCACACACAGAUGUCAGGUAGCUUGUCUAUCCUGCAAAUAAAAGUUUGAAACCUAGCUGUUAUCUGUAGAUUUUCUUUGCGCCUCCCAUUCCUCAUUGGGGUAUGAAGUUAUGCAUUCCACAUAUUACUAUUCUCUACUCUUUAAGAACUGGGGUACCAUCAAAUUUUGUAGUGGGGCCCAAAGCAAGCCUCUGUUCAUUAGUCUCUUGGUGCCUAGAAUUUCCAGGGCUUGGUAUUAAACUGCAAGCAAUCCCCCCACCCCACUCAUCUAUUUAUUUUCUGCUCUCUCUAACUGUGAUUAAAAUGCUUUUUUAUAAGCAUAAGAAAUUUUUUUU
Messenger RNA from Zootoca vivipara (common lizard), 11118 nucleotides. RefSeq names its product prolyl 4-hydroxylase, transmembrane (gene P4HTM). Gene Ontology annotation, cellular component: endoplasmic reticulum. Gene Ontology annotation, molecular function: procollagen-proline 4-dioxygenase activity; L-ascorbic acid binding; iron ion binding. Gene Ontology annotation, biological process: peptidyl-proline hydroxylation to 4-hydroxy-L-proline. NCBI's taxonomy places the organism in Eukaryota, Metazoa, Chordata, Lepidosauria, Squamata, Lacertidae. The record is from RefSeq and is a predicted model, not a curated record.